AUGACGGUGGGGUCAAAGCAACAGCACAACAGUGACGUCAUUUCCCUGGGGAAGCCACCUCCCUCGGACAUGCUUCAGCCUUCUUCGCUGCUGCUCUGCCUGCUGUGGGCUGAGUCGUUGGCCCAGUCUCCCAUCUACUGGAUGAUUAUGGACAGUAACGUGACAGUGGUGCCAGGAUUGUCUUUCUUCAUCCCCUGCCAAGUCUAUUUCCCUGAUUAUUGGCGGGAGCCUUUGGAAAAUAAUUCGGCGGGAGAAAAGCGCAUUUAUAGUUAUUGGUACUUCGCCAGACACAAAGUCAUCACGGACUUGCCCGUGGCUGCCAGGGAAGGGGACAAGAAGGUGUUGGAACGGACCAAGAACCGGUUCCAGAUGUUGGGGAACCCCCACAGAAAUGACUGCUCCCUGAUGAUCCGUGAACCUCGGAAAGAGGAUGAAGGCUUCUAUGUCUAUCGGAUCAUCCAAGGCCUGCGCGCCUUCACCUAUUCAUGGCAUCCUGUCUACAUCCAUGUCUCGGACACCUUUCUACCUCCGAACAUCUCCAUGCCCAAGAUUCUAUAUUCAGGUGUCCCCAGCAAUGUGACAUGCUCUGUACGCUGGGUCACCGCAUGGGAAACCGACCUGAUCAUUGCCUGGAAGGCCACUGCCUCCGCCCAGCUGGGACCCCGGUUCAACACCUCUUCGGUACUCACUGUCACCCCCAUGAGAGCGGACAAUGGCUCUAGCAUCACCUGCAUGGUGUACUUUCCUGACAUCAAGCUCCAGGUGGAGAAGACAGUCAGAGUCUUAGUGAGCUGUGAGCUGGAAGAAGGGAGCCCAGAAUCCUCCAUUUUGGACAUGUUGCUGCUGUUGCCACUGCUGUGGGCUGGGUUUUUGGCUCAGAAAACAGAACAAAAUUUGAACAUUCAAAGUCCUGUGCAAGUCCAGGAAGGCCUUUGUGUCUACGUACCUUGUAACUUCACCCUCCCCAGGGCCAUUUUGUCCACAGAUAAGCUUUCCGGUGCCUGGUACCGAGAAGGGAGUCAUAUUUUCAAAGACGACCCGGUGGCCACCAGCCACCCCGGCCAGGAGUUGGAAGGGGAUGCCUGGAAUCAUUUCCUGUUCUUGGGGAACAUCUCAGAACACAAUUGCUCCCUGGUCAUCCGAAAUGCCCGGAGACAAGAUCAUGGCAAAUAUUUCUUCAGUGUCACGAUUGGUGAGAACAAGUUUAUCUACUCACAGGAUCUGCUCAUCGUGAUUGUGACAAACAACACCAUAGAGCCCAAAGUUGACUUUCUGCCAACCAUGGAUUCCGGCAACUCCAGCAAACUCAACUGCUCUGUACCUCAGAGCUGCGGGUGGGAAACACCCCCGUUCUUCACCUGGCUGUCACCCGUCUCUGCCACCAUGGGCCCCAGGACCAGGCACUCCUCUAUUCUCUUCCUCACCCCGAUGAUGCAGGACAACAGCAGCAAUAUCACCUGUCAGGUGUACUAUUCUGUGCCCGGAGUGAUCCGGGAGAAAAUCUUCCAGCUUAACGUCAUCUACCUCACAUCCUCAGCCUUGCACUUACACGUCUUGAGUCUGACUGAGAUGCACCAGGCCCCACUCAGAGAUGGCCCAGAAGAGUGUACCGGACAGGAUUUGAAGCCUGAGGUAGUCUUAGGCUGGGUUGAGGGGCUCAUCGUGGGAGCAUUGGUCACAAUCCUGUUUGGUGUCUGUGUCUACCUUCCCUACUACAAAAUGAAGAGGCAACGACAAAAAAGAGCAGCCAUUCACCCUGCCAAAGAGGCGACAGUUCACACCCUGGUUGUCCCGAGCAAAGUGGGUCUUUUUCCUGACCAAAAGGACUCUAAAAGGGCCACGUCCAUGGUGAAGGAGCAGCAGGAGCAAUUCCAACCCUUCCUCAUCACUUCCAAGCCAAAUCCUGAGGAGGAAACCCCCUCCUUCAUCACUUCCAUGCAAAAUCCUGAGGAGAAAACCGCCUCCCUCAUCACAUUCAAGCCAAAUCUUGAGGAGGAAGCCCCCUCCCUCAUCACUUUUAAGCCAAAUCUUGAGGAGGAAGCCCCCUCCUCCAUCACUUUCACGCAAAAUUCUGAAGAGAAAAUCGCCUCCCUCAUCACUUUCAAGCCAAAUCCUGAGGAGGAAACCCCCUCCUUCAUCACUUCCACGCAAAAUCCUGCGGAGAAAACUCCCUCCUUAAUCACUUUGACUCAAAUUCCUGAGGAGAAAGCCCCCGUGGACCAAAAGAAAGAGAAUGAAUUUUAA
This is a messenger RNA of Suncus etruscus (white-toothed pygmy shrew), 2244 nucleotides long. Its product is annotated as sialic acid-binding Ig-like lectin 5. Gene Ontology annotation, cellular component: plasma membrane. Gene Ontology annotation, molecular function: sialic acid binding. Lineage: Eukaryota; Metazoa; Chordata; Mammalia; Eulipotyphla; Soricidae. The transcript has 11 exons. Bases 1 to 2244 code for a protein of 747 amino acids. Gene Ontology annotation, biological process: cell adhesion. The record is from RefSeq and is a predicted model, not a curated record.